AUGGCAGAUCGACAACCACCAACAAUGUCGCAGUUUGCGGACGACGAAAAUUUCGCCUACUACUGGAGUUGGCUCCAUCGACAGCACCCAGAUGGCGAACUCUACCGUGUCAUCACUACCACUCCUGGUCUUCCGGAUCAAACGUGGAUGGUUGAAGACGUGGAAAGUAUGAACUGAAAUUGGCAACGAUUAGUCCAAUGACGACCAUUUUGCAGAGGCAGCCAGACAGUUGCUCCGGUCAAGAGUCGAUCAUCUCAAGGAAAUUGUUGAAGGCUAUGAAAUGACAGAUCGCGGCAUGAACAGGGAAACUGCCGUGCAAGUGUUCAACGAAUUCACAGCCGGAUGCAGGACUCUUGAAGACUUUGAAACCAGGAACUUCUCCAAAAAUAACAGGUACGGAAUCAUUAAUAACAUCUUGGUGAAUGAGCGGCGCUUUCAGGGCACAGACGAGAGAACAGAUUUCACGCUACAUCACCCCGAGUCCGAUGCUCUCGAAAGCUUCGUUGGCCGAACUGUGGCAGAAAGGAAUCCUUCCAGCGACACCGACCAUCUACUCGGCGCAAUCGGAAGAGUUCUUCUCGCAGGAGGCUAGUAACAUGUACUACACAAUGAUUUUUGGGGACUCGCGCGUUUUCCACAAGAUUAUCAAGGAAAACAGCCGGUUGGUCACAAUUUCAGCUAAAAUGAUUAUUGUUUCUCAUUUUCAGUAACCCCAACAUGCCGCCGCCUCGUGUGCAUCCAAUGCCCUACAAUCCGGAGUUCCACCAAUCGCGCAACUUUGCUCAGUUCGCACCGCCGUACCAGUGGAGACCCCAGUUCGCUUCUCCGCAGACAAUGCAGCAGCAACACGUGCCACCAAUGCAGCAGCAAUAUCAGAUGCCGCCACGUGGAGUGCAGCAAAUGCAGAUGCCGCCGAUGAACUUUCCUCAUCCGCCGCCAGGAUUCCAGCAAAUGCAACCAGGAUUCAUGCCGAUGCAACCGUACGUCCCGAUGGGUGUCCCGAUGGCUGCAAUGGGUGGAAUGGCGAUGCAGAUGCAGGGACAGGCGACACCUCCACAGGAUUCUCAGUUCAACGGCCAGAGCUACCAGCCGCCGAUGAACGGAAACGGAAACGCCAGUGGAGGCAACAACAACAACAACCGUGGACCACAACGUGGCCAGAGCAACAACCGCAAAGGCGGAAGAGGAGGACGAGUCGAACAGCAGGCCAGAAACACACAGGGUUACGAGAAUAUGACAAACUCGUCGUCGUCGUCUUCAUCUGCCGGAAAUAAUGCUCGUUCUUCGGCCAGUGAAGAGGAGGUGCCACCUCUCGAGCUUCCACAGAACGUUGAGGAGGUCUAUCCAGCUCUCAAUGGACAAGAAUCGACUGUGGAAGUGGAAGUGGAAAUUGCUGCUCCGUCCGCGGCUCCGAUCGCACCUACUGAGAUUGUUGUACCAGCUGUGAGAAAGUUCAGCGACGUCGUGAGCAGUAGUGUGACAGUCACUUCAACAUCAUCUGAGGAUAGCGCUCCACCGCCACCGUCGCCAACUUCGCCAAUCGCUGAGAUGCCAGCGCCUGUUGCUCCGGUCAUUGAGGAACCAGCUGCAGCUACCACGGAACUUGUUGUUGAUACUGCUGAACAGGAUAUUCCGAUUGUUCCACCAGUCUCUCAGAGAACGGUGGCGGAAGUUCUUCAGCAGAGUCUGGCUACCGUACCCGCUCUAUCACCGGCACCGACUGUAGCUGCUCCAGUUCUGAUGAACGGAACUGCUUCGAAGCAGGCGUCGCCUGCAGUGAAGGCAUACGCGGCUGUGGUGUCGCCGGCCAACGGAGCACGUGCGUCGCAGCCAAUCGGGGGACCGAGAGAGAAAACAGUGAGAAAGCAGCCAUCCGUGUCCUACGCUCAGAUGUUGUAUACGACGCCGAGGACUGCAUCGUCUACUGCUUCUACUGCUUCUUCGUCUGGAUCCUCUUCUCAGCCAACAACUUCCUCUGGAUCAUCGAGUGCCCCAAGAGCACCUACGGACUGGCAGACUGUUAGACCAAAGAAAGCGGCAGAGCCAAUUGUUGUCGCUCCAGUUGUUCACGUGCCGGAAGCCGUUCGCCCUGCCAAUGUAAAAGCUCCAAAGCCUGCAGAGCCCGUUGUAUCUGUGUCGGACGAUGACGACGAGGAUGUGCAUUCGGACGAUGAAGACGCUGAGAAGAAGAGACAGCGCCGCCGCAAUAAGCGUCAGAAACAGAAAGAGGCGAGUCGCCUGCAGAAGCUCAACGAGAAGGAGAUUGCUAGACAGGAGUCACUGGCCAGAGUUGAUGCGAUGAAUGGAGACGGUAAGAACUGCAAACAACCGCGUAGCUGAACGUCAACACUCAUUUUUUUAGCUCCGCGCCCGCCUACUCCACCGCCAGCUUUCGACAGAAAUAAUUUGGCAGCAAGACGCCGAAAGCGUCUUGAACUCCAGAGAAAGAACGAACAGUCGGAGCCGGCCCCCGCGCCCGCUCCCGUUGCGCCAACUCCACCAGUUCUUUCUACCCCACCUAUCAUGCCAGUACCAAUUAUUGCUGCCGGAAGUCCAAUGAGUGCCUCGAUUGCUGCUGGACAGACUGCUUUGUACGGAAUCCACGGCGGUGGUCAGUUCCGGCAUAGAUCGAGUCCUUUUGCAAUCAUUGGUCCGAACGGAUCGGCUACAAUCCCUCUCUAUCUUCCACCGCAAGACCAUGAAAUCGAAGAGUCUCCAAAAGUGCAGGAAAUUCCUAAGAAGCCGGAACCCUUUGUUCAUCUGACCCGCAGCAGUAGAGAUCCAAGAUUCAAGGAAACGGAGAUUGAUGAGAAUGCCCGAAUGAUCGAGCGCCUUCUGAUGUUUGACUCUUUACAGAAAAUUUCAGUUGUACGUUUCUUGAGCCAGAAUGCAACAUUGAUAAUAAUUCUUUGCAGCUCGAAAUGCCCGAAAGCGAUAGACUGCUGAUUGCCAAGGGGCUAGAAGACAUCAAAAAGAUGUACGUGCGUGUCGAGAAAGCUGGCAAGCUGAUUUGUUUCAAAGCUGGAUCCUCGAAAGUGGCGCAAAAAGUGGAAGACAGACUGCUCACGCUGACGAUCAAGCUUCUCAGCAACCGUGUCGAUUUGAGUUACAAUGAUGACCAGACUGUCCAUGACAUUUCAGUCAAGAUUUCUGAAGCGUCCGGAGACUUCAAUUACACAAGUAAGCAUGGGUUUCUAGGAUGGAAACAGCAAGAGUGCUAGUUUGUCAGAUUUAUAAUAAACUCAUCAUUGCAGACUUCCUGAGCGCUUUGCUGGAGUUCUCGCAGCAACGCGCGAAGCAACUACCGGAAGGAACAACCCUGCGCAAGAACUACGAGCAAACAGUGGUGCUCACCAAAGUGUUCCUCAAGCGGACGAAGACCAUCUACGAGAAGCUUCAGAAGUAUCACGACUUGGGCUCUCUAGACCCGGAACAAUAA
Molecule: messenger RNA, 3439 nt
Organism: Caenorhabditis sp. 36 PRJEB53466
Lineage: Eukaryota; Metazoa; Nematoda; Chromadorea; Rhabditida; Rhabditidae
Source: the annotation of a GenBank genome assembly